Molecule: messenger RNA, 1475 nt
Organism: Boleophthalmus pectinirostris (great blue-spotted mudskipper)
Lineage: Eukaryota; Metazoa; Chordata; Actinopteri; Gobiiformes; Gobiidae
Product: high-affinity choline transporter 1-like
Exons: 6
Coding region: 24-1475 (483 amino acids)
Biological process (GO): acetylcholine biosynthetic process; neuromuscular synaptic transmission; synaptic transmission, cholinergic
Cellular component (GO): plasma membrane; dendrite; synapse
Molecular function (GO): choline:sodium symporter activity
Source: RefSeq, a predicted model, not a curated record
GAGGCCUUUUCUUUGCCAAGCCGAUGCGUUCUCAAGGAUACGUCACCAUGCUGGACCCAUUCCAACUGCUGUACGGGAAGAGGAUGGGUGGACUGCUCUUCAUCCCAGCGCUCAUGGGAGAAAUCUUCUGGUCAGCCGCCAUUUUGUCUGCCCUGGGUGCCACUCUGAGUGUCAUCGUAGACAUAAACAUCAACAUGUCAGUAGUAAUUUCAGCUCUCAUAGCCAUCUUCUACACUCUGGUGGGAGGACUUUACUCUGUGGCCUAUACGGAUGUGGUCCAGCUCUUCUGCAUCUUUCUUGGAUUGUGGAUCAGCGUGCCUUUUGCUUUGUCCAACCCGGCUGUGUCAGACAUCAGUAUCACUGCUAAAGAAGUGAUCUACCAAAGUCCAUGGCUGGGGAAGAUUGUGCCUGAGGACAAGUGGCUGUGGGCUGACAACUUCUGUUUAUUGAUGUUAGGGGGGAUCCCAUGGCAGGUGUAUUUUCAGAGGGUUCUUUCAGCCUCUUCAGCCACAUACGCACAGGUGCUCUCUUUCCUCGCGGCUUUUGGCUGUCUAGUUAUGGCUGUGCCCUCCGUCCUGAUUGGAGCCAUAGGAGCUUCCACUGAUUGGAACCAGACAACUUAUGGAUCUUUAGCUCCAAAGGACAAAGAUGAGUCGGACAUGAUUUUACCCAUAGUCCUCCAACACCUGUGCCCGCCCUAUAUUUCUUUUUUUGGUUUGGGGGCGGUCUCAGCGGCUGUGAUGUCAUCCGCAGACUCAUCCAUCCUCUCCGCCAGCUCCAUGUUUGCCAAGAACAUCUAUCAAGAGGCCUUCCGACAAUCGGCAUCGGACUGGGAAAUAGUAUGGGUGAUGCGCUGCACAAUCUUUGUUUUUGGAGCAGCUGCUACUGCCAUGGCUUUACUAACUGGAUCUGUCUAUGGCCUCUGGUACUUGAGUUCAGAUCUGGUUUACGUCAUCAUCUUUCCUCAACUUCUUAGUGUUUUGUUCGUCAAAGGGACUAAUACAUAUGGCUCUGUGGCUGGCUACACUUUUGGACUUUUGUUGCGCAUCGGUGGAGGCGAACCCUACCUCAAACUACCCCCGUUUAUCUACUACCCCGGCUGGGUUACUCAAGAGAAGGUCCACCAUCUUACAGGGGAUGUGGAGUAUUUUAUCCAGCAACGUUUCCCAUUCAAAUCUGUUUCAAUGCUAGCUUCAUUAUUGGCUAACAUUGGCUUUUCAUAUCUGACUAAAUAUUUAUUUGAAAGUGGUAUGCUGUCCCACAAAUAUGACUUUUUGGAUGCAGUGGUGUCCAAGCAUAGCAAGGAGAUUAUGGACAAGACUACACUAGUUAACAACCAGGAUAAUAUUAGAUUAGCAGAGAUGGCACCGGUCAGACAAGCGUUGGGAGCAUCACGGGGUGGGACAUUUACAAACACUGAGAUCUUGAGCGACGAUGGUGGAUCAAGUCCUGAGCCAUCUGAAAAUGAGGACUAA